AGGAAUAAGCAACAUUAGGUUUUAACCACAGAAUUUAAAUUUCAUCAUGGGUGCAAAUUAAAGUUGUUAAGCUGAUCAACAGGCGCCAUUAAGUUGAAUUCUAGUUGGGGGAAAAGUGCAAGAGCAAACACUAACCGGAAUAGGGUCGUCGACAACACACGUUUAUUUGGCGCGAAAAACGCAAAAGUCGUAGACAAAUAGAUUCGGAAACGGAGGACAGACCAUGCCAGAAACGAUAAUUGCCGGCAUUCCGGUGCAGUUUCCCUUCGAGCCAUAUGAGGUGCAGCGUGCCUAUAUGGAGAAGGUGAUAAUUUGCCUGCGUGAUGGUACAAAUGGCGUUCUGGAGUCGCCUACCGGCACCGGCAAGACUUUGAGUCUCCUCUGCUCUUCGCUGGCGUGGAUAAGAACACGCCAAUCGGAUAUGCAACAGCAAAUGACAAAAAUGAAGGAGUCACAAAGGGGACAGUUUCCUGAGGACAUGCAGGCACCCGGCCUGGGCGCCAUUAACAAGGUAAACAAUUGGGGUGUUCCCAGAAUCAUCUACGCCUCACGCACGCACUCCCAACUCACGCAAGCCAUGCGUGAAUUGAAGCGCACAGCAUAUGCCAAUAUGCGAUCUGUGGUACUUGGGUCCCGUGACCAGCUCUGCAUUCAUCCGGAGGUUAUGAAGGAGCAGGGAAAUUCAAAUAAGGUCAGCAUGUGUAAAUUGCGAGUGCAAUCCAAGACGUGCUCGUUUCAUCUACGCGUGGAAUCGAAGAAAGAUCAUCCAGACUUCUGCGGCCCCAGCAUUAUGGACAUUGAAGAUUUGGUUAAGGUAGGCCAAAGCCUCAAGAUGUGCCCAUACUUUGCUUCCAAGGAGCUGGUCGGCCAGGCGGACAUCACGUUUAUGCCAUACAAUUAUCUGCUAGAUCCAAAAGCUCGAAAGGCCAACAAAGUGGAGCUAGGCAACACAAUCGUCAUACUGGACGAGGCACAUAACAUUGAGAAAAUCUGUGAGGAGUCAGCAUCGGUACAGAUACGGUCCUCAGAUGUGGCUCUGGCCAUUGAGGAUGUAACGCACAUUAUGAAACUAUUCAGCAGUAGCGAUUCUCAAGAAUCUUCCGGAGGCGAUGAGCCAAAAGACUUCAGUAUGGAUGACUUGGCGCUGCUCAAAGAGAUGCUCUUCGAUCUGGAGCAAGCUAUCGAUGCUGUGCAAGUGGAGAAUAGACAAGAGGGCACCACCUAUCCGGCAAACUACAUUUACACACUGCUGGGCAAAGCCAAUUUCACACACUCGAAUUGUGCAACGAUCGUGUCGCUACUGGAUAAGCUGGUGCAGUACCUCAUGGUGGCUUCGCAGAAUACGAUGCUGCGUAAGGGUGGAAGUUUUAUGGUGCUCAGCGAUCUCUUAAACAUUGUGUUUGCGAAUAAGGAGGAUGUCAUGGCGAAGGUGUAUCGUAGCUUUAAGGUGCACGUAGUUCUCGAAGAAACUAAACAGACCACAACACGGGAGACGGCCACCAACAAACAAGGAUGGCUGGGGAAGGGUAACACAACAACGACUACGAAGAUGGCCAAAGUUAUUAACUUCUGGUGCUUCAAUCCAGGCUUUGGCAUGGAACAACUGCUCAAUACGCAGGUUCGCAGCGUCAUACUCACCAGUGGUACAUUGGCGCCACUGAAGCCGCUCAUUGCUGAGCUGGCCAUACCCGUUGCACACUACCUAGAGAAUCCACACAUUGUUAACCAGUCACAGGUGUAUGUGAAGAUCAUCGGCACAGGACCUGAUCGCGAGCAACUAAUAUCGAACUACAAGAAUCGUGAUAAUCCGAAAUACAUACGCUCUCUGGGUCAGACGGUUCUCAACGUAUCACGGAUCGUGCCUGAUGGUUUGCUUGUGUUCUUUCCCUCCUACCCUAUGUUGAAUCAAUGCGUUGAUUCGUGGCAGGCAAGCGGUCUCUGGGGCGAUAUUUCCCGGCAUAAGCCAAUUUUUCUAGAGCCACGCGGCAAAGACCAGUUUCUUAGCACCAUGGAGGAGUUCUAUCAAGCGAUACGCGACUCAAGGGGUGCCUGUUUUAUGGCCGUAUGUCGCGGCAAAGUGUCGGAGGGUCUUGAUUUUGCCGAUCGCAAUGGACGUGCCGUCAUCAUAACUGGCCUGCCAUUUCCCCCACUAAAGGAUCCCAAAGUGAUACUAAAGAAGCGCUAUCUGGAAGACAAUCGCACCAGAGAGAACCAAUUGCUUAGCGGCCAGGAAUGGUACAAUUUGGACGCGACACGCGCCGUCAAUCAGGCCAUCGGCCGUGUGAUACGUCAUCGUAACGACUACGGCGCAAUUCUACUUUGUGAUUCUCGAUUCCAAGAUAACUCUCAGGUGCAACAGUUGUCCAAAUGGAUACGCGGACAUUUGGGUGCCCAACCACGUAGUUCGGCCUUCGGACCAGUUGUGCGCGAGCUCAUUCAAUUCUUUAGAAACGCCAAAGCGACGAUGGCACAGCCUGAUGAGCGCGAUAUUGAACCACUGCCUGCGAUCAAGACUAAAGAAGAACCACUGCCACGAAUUACUCAAAUAAAACAAGAGCCGGACUCAUUGCAUAGCAAAAGGACUGAUGUCGGACAGAAACAUAGCAUGUAUGUCGAGAUGGCCAAUUCAAUCAAGUCUUGGACACCCGAAGACUAUGCGAAUGCGGCGGGCAAACCAAGCAAUCAACCUGCGCCCAAUGCCAUGGAUUUUAUGAGUCGCCUCGAGUCCAACGUUUCGAGCAUAGACUUUAACUGUACGGAAAACGCAGGCAGUGGUUUAGUAAAAAUACACAAACGUGAGCGCAGUUCGCCAACAACAAGCGAGUCGAAUACUCUUCAAGCGGUUAACAAAAAGCGCUAUAAACUCGUGGAUUACUCUGCGAGCACUUCUAGCACUAGCAGUUGUAGCAGUACCUCCCAAUCAGUGACUGAAAAGCAAGCACCCGAGAACCGUGCCGAUUUUCUUCGUGUGGUGCGAAGUGUGGUCAGCCAUGAACAAUUCCAAAGCUUUGGCAAAGCAAUUUUGGCCUACAAGAGUGGCAGUGGCAGCGAAAGUUUUGAUGCGCUGAUGGACAAACUUUUGGAUAUAUUGGGAGCGCCAAAGCUGCGUUACCUGUUGCAGGGGAUGCGACGCUUCCUAAAGAGCGAACAUCAGCUGGAGUUUGACGCAAGAAUGGCCAGCUUGAAAGACACAUAGAGAAUUAUGUU
Molecule: messenger RNA, 3207 nt
Organism: Scaptodrosophila lebanonensis
Lineage: Eukaryota; Metazoa; Arthropoda; Insecta; Diptera; Drosophilidae
Gene: Rtel1
Product: regulator of telomere elongation helicase 1 homolog
Exons: 8
Coding region: 224-3196 (990 amino acids)
Biological process (GO): DNA recombination; negative regulation of t-circle formation; regulation of double-strand break repair via homologous recombination
Cellular component (GO): nucleus
Molecular function (GO): DNA helicase activity; ATP binding; DNA binding
Source: RefSeq, a predicted model, not a curated record